Molecule: messenger RNA, 768 nt
Organism: Prorocentrum cordatum
Lineage: Eukaryota; Dinophyceae; Prorocentrales; Prorocentraceae
Source: the annotation of a GenBank genome assembly
AUGGACUCCGCAGGGAUCCUGCGGCGCAUCGCCGCAGUCGGUUCAAUCCUGGAGUCGACCGUCGACCAGCUGCAGCUCGCCGCGGUGUCGCGCUCGCAGUCGGGACAGCUCAUUCGGGAGCUCAAGAAGGCGAGGCUGCCCCCAGAGGGGCUUCAGCCGAUUCUGGGUGCGAUCGCGGAGUCACGCCUUCUCGAGCCCGAUAAGGCGAGCAUCAACACCGCCAUUUCGCAGCUGGUUUCUGCCGAUGGCGAUCAUUGCAUGGCCAUCGCGAACUACCAGGAGUGGGAGGCGCUCACCGAGUUCCUGCCCCAGCCAGUGUGGGAUUCCCUGCCGUCAGGAGAUCCGAACAUACUGUUCGACUUUCUCAUUGACCUGGGGCUGCGCAAAACUUCGGAGCCGACGCGGCACGUGAUGGCCUGCCUGCUCAUGCAAGCAGGGAGAGGGCUUGAAGGCGCUCUUCAUAUCGAUAAGGACACAAGGGCAGAGUCGGUGUUGGCCGUCGGCACGCUGCUCGCACAGAGGGCGGCUCAGAAGCCGCUCCCAGUUCCUUUCAGCAUGAAGUUGCCGACGGCGCCGGUGAUUCUUCAGACCGAGCAUCCCGCUCUGUACAUGCGGGUAUACACUUUGCAGCCACCGAAACGCUUCGAUCUCGACCCCGCCCAAUGGAACGUCCUCAAGAAGGCCACCAAGAUACGCCAUCGCGCAGGUCGGGCUGCAGUCAUGGGCGCCCCGGCGAGCAGCGGGGCGCAGUGGGUUCCCUCGACGCAG